GAGGCCCCAGAAGCGCAAGAACCAGCUGAAGGAGAAGUCAGCGUAGCCGGGCACACGGUCGCAGCCACAGUCAGUGAUGGAGAGCCUGCUGGAUAAUCCAAUGAAAGCCGUUCUGUACCUGAAGGAGCUCACCACCAUCGUCCAGAACCAGCAGAGCCUGAUCCAGACGCAGCGCCAGCGCAUCGACGAGCUCGAGCGCAAGGUGGAGGACCUGAUCGGCGAGAACCGACUGCUGCGCGACCCGCACCACUACGUCCAGCAGCCGGCUCCGCAUCAGCACCACCACCACCACCACCACCAACACCCGACCCACCGCAGCGCCAGUCCCCAGGCGCCGGCCCACCUCCAUCAUCCGCACCCGGGGAGCAACAAGGCUGCGGUGAACCAGGCGCAGCAUCAGCAGCAGCAGCAGCAGCAUCAGCACCAGCCACCGCCGCCGCCGCAGCAGCAGCAGCAGCAGAUCCCCGGUCUGUCGGCCCAGCCUCAGCAUCAGCACCAUCAGCAGCAGCACCCGUCACCCGCUGCUCCGUCCUCCCACCACCCGCAGCAGCUGCAGCUCGUCCCCACCUCGCCGCAGUCGCCCAAAACGAGCCAAGCCAGCCCGGACUCCGGCGAGGAGGACAAGAGGAGCCCCUGCUGCAAGUCCCUGGUUCCGCAGACUCCCACCACUCUGUGCCGCUCAGUUGGACUGGCCAGGAAAGCGGAAAACCAAACAGUGCUGCACCAGUUCUGCUGCCCAGCCCCCGAGGCCCCAGAGGGGGAGACAUCGACCGCCUGUGUCCCCAGCGAUGACCUUCCUCCAGGAUCGUCUAAGGGGGAGGAAGGGAAGGGAGGAGAGGGGGAGCUGCAGAGUGAGGCCCAUUCACAGCCAGAACCUGAACCAGAACUACAACCAGAACCACAACCACAGCAGCAAGAGACUCGGCCACAGACUCCACCGCCACAGCCGCAGUCAGAGCCAGAGCCACAGCCCGAAAUCAAACCUCAGCCUCAACCCGAACCAGUACCCCAGCCCGAACCGGAGCCCGAGCCUCAGCCUCAAGUCGAGACUCCAAGCGAGGAAGCCGUACAGGACGCACCUGAACCCCCUUCACCAUGCGGAGAAGUGCAGCCUGCGGGGGAGCAAGAGAACCAAAAGUCGGAAGACGUUGCCGAGGCGAAGAGAAAGCAAGAGGGAGAGGCAGAGGCCGAGCGGCGUGAGGGUGAAGCAGCUCAGGAGCAAGAGGUGGAGGAGGAGGAGGAGGAGGAGGAGGAAGGGGGAGGCGCUAAAGGAGGUGGGGCGGCCAGGAGGGCCAGCCUGCACCACACGGCCUCGCCCAUGAGGGUGCAGCGCAAUGGCGCCGGCUCGCACACGGCCACGUCCGACUAUGAGCUCUCGCUUGACCUCAAAAAUAAGCAGAUCGAAAUGUUAGAGCACAAAUACGGUGGACACCUCAUCUCCCGCCGUGCCGCCUGCAAGAUCCAGACUGCCUUCCGCCAGUACCAGCUCAGCAAGAACUUCGAGAAGAUCCGCAACUCACUGCUGGAAAGUCGCCUGCCUCGACGUAUCUCCCUGCGCAAGGUCCGUGUGCAAAACACGGAGGGUUUCUCUGCUGAACGGGCCCUGGCAGAAGGCUGUAACUUGGCAGGCAUCCCAUUGGUGCGCUCACCAUCUCUGCCUGCCACAGUCGGUGGCACCCUGACUGACCUGGAAGACUCCUUCACUGAACAGGUCCAGUCACUGGCAAAGUCCAUAGAUGAUGCACUCAGCAACUGGAGCCUGAAGACCAUGUGUUCACUGCAGGAAGGCGGCACCUAUCAGUUCAGUGCCGACUCUUUCAGUAGAGCAGCAGCAGCAGCAGCUGCAGGGGUGGGAGAAGGAGGGGGUGUGGGAGAGUCAGCGAUUCAUCAAGGCCCUGUGGACCCAAGUGACCUGUCAAGAAGUGCAAGCAAGUUGAUGAUGGCGUUUCGAGAUGUGACGGUGAAAAUCGACAGCCAGAACUUCAGCGUUUCAUCUUCAGUGAUGGAAUCGUCCACUUCUGUCACACUCGGCAGCUGCGUUCAACAAGAAGGAGCCUUCACAACUGUCACAGCCGCUUCCACAACAACAACACCAGUCUCCGGUGGCCCUCAGUCCCCUCAAGAACCCCCUCCUCCUCCUGCAGAGGUCCCAGCUGAACCUAUAGAUCCCCCACCGCCUCCCCAAGAACCCCCACCCCCCCCAGAAUCAGAGACAGAAGUAGGAGAGCAGGAUAUUGAAUUCCCUGCUCCUCCUCCAAGUGAGGAAGAGCUAGGGGAGGACGAGCAACUUCCCCUUACCCCUCUUGAAAAGAUGGCUGCCACGCACAGUGCAGAGAAUAUUGUGGUGGUGUCCCCACCACCCACAGAAUCCCCUCGAGCCCCCCCACCACAGAGCUCUCCUGUGGUGGAGCCUCUGGGGGUCAAGAGAUGUGGCUCUGAGAUGGCAGAUAACAGCUCGGAGCAGAUGAGCAGCAGCAGCACGUCCACAGAGGCACGCUCCACAUCAGAAGCCUCAUCCAAGGAGGCCCUGCAGGCUAUGAUCCUCAGCCUGCCACGCUACCACUGUGAGAACCCUGCCAGCUGUAAAUCACCCACGUUGUCCACUGACGUCAUGCGAAAACGCCUCUACCGCAUCGGCCUCAACCUCUUCAAUGUAAACCCUGACAAAGGCCUUCAGUUCCUCAUCUCACGAGGCUUCAUCCCCGACACGCCCAUCGGUGUGGCGCACUUCCUGCUGCAGAGGAAGGGCCUGAGUCGACAGAUGAUCGGAGAAUUCCUCGGUAACAGCAAGAAGCCCUUCAACAGAGACGUCCUAGACUGUGUUGUGGAUGAGAUGGACUUCUCAGGCAUGGAGCUUGACGAAGCGCUGAGGAAGUUUCAGGCCCACAUUCGUGUCCAGGGAGAAGCCCAGAAAGUGGAACGUCUUAUCGAGGCCUUCAGCCAGCGCUACUGCAUGUGCAACCCUGACGUGGUGCAGCAGUUUCACAACCCGGACACCAUCUUCAUCCUGGCCUUCGCCAUCAUUCUGCUCAACACCGACAUGUACAGCCCCAACAUCAAGCCCGAUCGCAAGAUGCUGCUGGAGGACUUCAUACGCAACCUGCGAGGUGUGGAUGAUGGAGCGGACAUCCCCAGAGACAUGGUGGUGGGGAUCUACGAGAGAAUACAGCUGAGGGAGUUACGCUCCAAUGAAGACCAUGUCACCUACGUCUCCAAGGUUGAACAGUCUAUUGUGGGCAUGAAAACGGUUCUCUCGGUCCCUCACAGAAGAUUGGUUUGCUGCAGUCGACUUUUUGAGGUGACAGAUGUCAACAAGGCCCAGAAACAGGCGGCGCACCAGAGAGAAGUCUUCCUCUUCAACGAUCUAAUUGUGAUCUUGAAACUUUGUCCAAAGAAGAAGAGUCCCGCUGCCUAUACGUUCUGCAAAGCCAUGGGCCUGCUGGGCAUGCAGUUCCACCUGUUUGAAAACGAAUACUACCCUCACGGCAUCACCAUCCUCUCACCCUUCGGAUCGGACAAGAAGCAGGUUCUUAACUUCUGCGCCCAAAGUGCUGAGGAGCUGCUGAAGUUCAUUGAGGACCUGAAGGAAUCGAUCGCAGAGGUGUCGGAGAUGGAACAGAUUCGUAUUGAAUGGGAGCUGGAGAAGCAGCAGGGAGCCAAGACGCACUCGGUAAAGAACAACGGCACACAGCUCGAGCUGCGUAGCAAACAGGGCUCCACAUCAGGAAACCAGGAGGUAGACGAGAGAAGCGGACACAAUGCAGUGGAGGUGUCAAUUCACAACAGGCUUCAGACGUACCAGCUCAGCAGCAGCAGCAGCACGGCUCGGAGUCCCGAGAGCGUGGCCCUUCUUAACCACAGAGGGGAGCUACUUUUCCAGCAGGCACCCCAGGGGCUAAUCCAGGGGCCGGCGCCUCCACCUCAGCACCCGCAGUUGCAGGCAGCAGCAAGCACCCCCGCACAUCACCUCCACCUCCAGCAGCAACACCAGUCCGCCGUCAGCAUGUCCGACCUGCGGCCCGAGACGCUCUUCCAGUGUCAACAGAUCGUCAAGGUCAUCAUGCUCGACAACAGCGGGCACGGACGCGUUGAGGCCUUCCUCAGCCAGACGCCCACACACCACCACUACCAUCAUCACCACCACAGCCAUCGCCAGCUCAGCCACUCGGCCAUGUCCACCCCGGUCCGCUCCCCGGACAGCUCCCAUGGCAGCGACGGCCACCAGCCCCCCUUACCUCCCCCACCUCCGCCUUAUAACCAUCCACACCAGUAUAUACCCCCAGACCCCCGACUCAGUCUACACCGGACCCCAAGUGACUCUCAGAGCAUGGUGUAAAUAGAUAAACUAGCAUUAUUUCCCCACGCACACUUCCAUCAAUCCUCACCCGCUCUCGAUCUAUUUAAAAGUACAUAAUGUACAUAUAUACAUACUGAAGAAAGAGCUAUAAUGAAAAAAAAUAAAUCACACUUAUAUGCAUAUAUUUAAGGAAAAAAUUAACUAGAAGAAAAAUCAAGGUUUUAAAAGAAAUAAGGAAAUAAAGUGCAUAUAUAAAGUUUUACUUGAUUCCACAUGUAUUUUGAAAUAUUAUGUAGUUUUAACAAAUUUCUAUAACUUUUUGUCAGUUUUAAAAAAAACCUCUCAGAUAUUCAGUUGAUGGAUGGAUUCGUAUAAUUCCAGUAUCACAAACAACAACAACAGAAAUAUGUGAAUCCCUCAAACUCUCCCCCGGACGGACCCACUCUGAGGACCUUCUGUUUCUCUUUCAACAUCCCAAAGCUCAUGCCGACUGUGCUGUACGUGCGCAUGUGUGCAUAGCUGACACUUAAACCUAAAAGAAAUCAUGUGCCAAAUUACACACGCCUCCACUAAACACUUCUUUGCACUUGACUAAACGCUAGGGCUGGAAGAAAAGAGAAAAUAGUCCUUUCACGCUUCUCCCUCAAGGAGCAUGAAUAACAAAACUGAUAUUUCAUAUUUAAAAAAAAAGAUGUUUCCCCAUUUUCACUCUUUCUGAUUUAUUUAUGCGAUGAGGAGCCUUCUGUCUUCUUCUUCUUCUUCUCUGCUCCCCUGGAUUAAAUGGAAAAAAAAGAGGCAAUGUCGUCCGAUAAGCUGUGUUUCUCAUCUGCUCCUCUGUUGUGCCGCGGCUCUCUAUCAUCAAAAAACACUCUCGCUCGAUUGUCACACUACAGUGAAGGAUGAUGGGAAACAAAGGCAACAAAUCACGUAGACUGUCGCCAAACCAAAAAGUCAGACCACGGGAUGGUUCUGUGUUCCUGUUGUUUGUCUUUUACUGUCCACGGUAAAUGUUGUUAACGCUUCCCAGAGAAAUUCUCACCACGUUUAUCUAACGGAGGAAGAACUUUUCUUUUUUCAUAUUUUGAAAUGCUGAAACUGCUCUCUGACUUUUUCUAAAAACCACCACGAUUCAGAAACCCCAUGUGUAUAUUAUACUGUAUGUAACAACACACUGUGCAUUCAUCUGUCGUUUGUGAAAAUUGUUGCUUCUUCACUUUCUUUCAGGAAAAUCGCCAUUGAAUUUCCGCGAAGAGGCCCCCCGCUGCAAAACGUUAAAUGUCAAGAUCUGUGUUUAUUUUCAUUUGUGUGAGGCGUAUUCCGCUUUUGUGUGUGUUCAACUGCAGGACUGAGCCCUCCUCCCGCGAGACAUCCAGACACCGUCUCCCCGUGUCGGUACAACUCCCAGGUUUUUUUUUCUCCUCCUAACCUUUCAGACUGGCAUUUUCAAA
This is a messenger RNA of Paralichthys olivaceus (Japanese flounder), 5745 nucleotides long. RefSeq names its product IQ motif and Sec7 domain ArfGEF 3a (gene iqsec3a). Lineage: Eukaryota; Metazoa; Chordata; Actinopteri; Pleuronectiformes; Paralichthyidae. Gene Ontology annotation, biological process: regulation of ARF protein signal transduction; actin cytoskeleton organization. The record is from RefSeq and is a predicted model, not a curated record. Gene Ontology annotation, molecular function: guanyl-nucleotide exchange factor activity; protein binding.